AAAACGGGUAACGGAAUUUAACGUUUCUGCCGGAAUCGGAAAUUAGACCUUCACAACAAAUUUGUUUGAAAAUGGCCGAAAAUGGCAGCUAACCUGAACAGCCAACUAUAAGUACAGAAGAUUGAACAAUCAUGUCUGAUACGGGUUCUGGGUAUUCAACACCAACAUCAGGGUUCAUGAGGCUCCCUCCUAUUGUAACAAGUGAAUCAGACAGACAAUUCCUACGUGUUUUGAAUGAUUACAUAGAAGUUGAACUCCGGAAAGUCAAUCCAGAAGAUGAUGAGCAGCGGUACAUUGUGUAUAAAACAGCAUUCAACAAGAUCAUAGAACAUGUGACAGCCUACCAGCCACUGCUUACAACUAUUAAGAAAGAAUAUGAAGAUACAAUUGAGGCAAUAAAGAAAGCCCAGAGGGAGGCUACAUUUCUACAUGGUAAACUGAAAGCAAUGGCAUCCGAGCCUUCAACUAUUAGAAACUAUAGAAAAAGAGGAGAUGAACUUGAAGAAAGAGUAAAUAUAGUAAAGAAGGACAAUGAAAGAUUACACAAUCAGCUCAUUGAACUUAAAGUAAAAAGAAUGGAAAGAGAAAAACAGGAAAAAGAAAUCACAGAACCUCCGAAGCGAGAAUUGAAAAAAGAUCACAGACUAAUACCUGGUGAGAGAUUUACAGACAAGGAGUUACUACACACCAAACUAGAGGAGCUGGAUAGACAAUUAAAAGAAUUGACUAUAAGUUUUAAGACCCGCUAUGUACCUAAAACACGAAAAACAGAGUUGAAGGACAACCUAGACAAUAAGGUGGCCCACAGAGACAUGCUCCUUAGACAGGGACAGUUCUAUAAGGCCAAAAGACAGAGACUGAAGGUAGCCUCGGAGGCAGCACAGGCAUAUAAUAGGGAGAAACCUCCGCAUCAGACCGUCGGAGACACUGUUAUGAUGUCCUUACAAUAUGCUGCCAUGCAGGCCAAAAAACAAAGGGAAGCUGUGACACAUGUGGAAGAUGACGAUGUACAGUUAAGAAUCAAUGGUCGUACACCAUUGUUGAUGUUUUGUGAUGCCCUGAUGCCGUCAGCAGGAUCGGAGAACGCUCGCCCAGAUGCCCGUCUGUCUCUUGAAUGUGUCGAAUGUGCUCUGUAUGAAAAUAGAUUAGAUCUUCUAUCACAUUGGGUAGCCCAGAAAAGGUUGACAUUUUCUGAAGAGAUUGGACAUUUAAUAAAGGAUCAUUGUAAAUGUAAGAUACCAUGUCGAUGUUCGUGUCAGGCUCUAGCACAAAAUGUUUUCAUCAAACUUAAGAUAUACAAGGAAGCUAUUGUCUGCUUAUUAAAACAAGGGAGAGUAAAAGCUGGUCUAGACGUAGUUCGACAAAGAUGUAACUUCUCAAGAGAAGAUUAUGAGGAAUUAUUACGCAUGAGUCCUUCCAUACAAUUAUUACACACUCUUGUCGAAGUUGACAACAAAGGGGAGCGCCAUCUACCUAUUGGUUGUGCUAUUAUGAAUCUGAUGGAACAAAACAAGUUUGAUUUAGCUCUACCCUUUAUCCAGGAGAUGCAAAAUAAACCCUCUAAAGAUGACCCGCACACAUCCGCCUUCCAUGCAGCUGUCCUAGAUGAUCACGGGACAUCAUUACAUGAAUGGAAUGAACUCGUUCAUAUAUUACAAGAUCAAGGUUAUAAUGAGACAGCCAUGGGACUUCUUGCAGCCAUCACUGUUCUACAGGCAAUGAAAAAUGCCCUCAGGACCAGUCAGGAAGAAUUUCCUACUCUAGGGCAGUCUGAAAAUAUUGAUGUUCUCUCUUAAAACCACUAGUUAAGCUUGUGUUGUGUAAUGGAUGUGACCUGCUUUCACUUUUGAAUAGUCAGUUCAAAGUAGAAGGGAUUUCAAUAUUAAAAUGCAAUUAUUGUAUGCUUUUAAAGAAAGUUUGUGUUUGCAUGUACAUAUAUUAUAUAUACCAAAAACUGUCUUUUAAUUGCCACUGUUAAUUGAUUUUUUGGUUGGGAUUUACUACAAAUAUUUAUAUAGACCAUAAAGUGUCUUUUUAAUUGCCAUGGUUAUUUUUUUU
Molecule: messenger RNA, 2058 nt
Organism: Ruditapes philippinarum (Manila clam)
Lineage: Eukaryota; Metazoa; Mollusca; Bivalvia; Venerida; Veneridae
Product: clathrin heavy chain linker domain-containing protein 1-like
Exons: 10
Coding region: 132-1796 (554 amino acids)
Source: RefSeq, a predicted model, not a curated record